CGCCCCGCGCCGCGCCGCUCGCCGCGGUGCUAGCACUGACGUGUCUCUCGGCGGAGGUGCUGCGCUCCGGAGCGGGCUGGGCCGCGGGCAGUGUCACCUCACUUGGAGUGGAGCGGAGCCCAAGCGGGACCCGGAGCCUGCGCAGCCGCCGCCAUGGCUAUCAAAUUUCUGGAAGUCAUCAAGCCCUUCUGUGUCAUCCUGCCGGAAAUUCAGAAGCCGGAGAGGAAGAUUCAGUUUAAGGAGAAAGUACUGUGGACUGCCAUCACCCUCUUCAUCUUCUUAGUAUGCUGCCAGAUCCCCCUGUUCGGGAUCAUGUCUUCGGAUUCAGCUGACCCUUUCUAUUGGAUGAGAGUGAUCCUAGCCUCUAACAGAGGCACGUUGAUGGAGCUGGGUAUCUCUCCCAUUGUCACUUCCGGCCUCAUCAUGCAGCUCCUGGCUGGCGCCAAAAUAAUUGAAGUUGGUGACACCCCGAAAGAUCGAGCCCUCUUCAAUGGAGCUCAGAAGUUGUUCGGCAUGAUCAUCACCAUCGGCCAGUCCAUCGUGUACGUGAUGACAGGGAUGUACGGAGACCCUUCUGAGAUGGGUGCUGGAAUCUGCCUGUUAAUCACCAUCCAGCUCUUCGUUGCUGGCUUAAUUGUCUUGCUCUUGGAUGAACUUCUGCAAAAAGGGUACGGCCUGGGCUCUGGGAUUUCCCUCUUCAUUGCCACUAACAUCUGUGAGACCAUCGUGUGGAAGGCGUUCAGCCCCACCACCGUCAACACCGGCCGAGGAAUGGAAUUCGAAGGUGCCAUCAUCGCGCUGUUCCACCUGCUGGCCACCCGCACCGACAAGGUCCGGGCCCUGCGUGAGGCCUUCUACCGCCAGAACCUCCCCAACCUCAUGAACCUGAUCGCCACCAUCUUUGUCUUCGCAGUGGUGAUCUACUUUCAGGGCUUCCGCGUGGACCUGCCCAUCAAGUCAGCCCGCUACCGUGGCCAGUACAACACUUACCCGAUCAAGCUGUUCUACACGUCCAACAUCCCCAUCAUCCUGCAGUCGGCGCUCGUGUCCAACCUGUACGUCAUCUCGCAGAUGCUGUCCGCCCGCUUCAGCGGCAACCUGCUCGUCAGCCUGCUGGGCACCUGGUCUGAUACGUCUUCCGGGGGUCCCGCACGUGCUUACCCAGUUGGUGGCCUAUGCUAUUACCUGUCCCCCCCGGAGUCAUUCGGCUCGGUGCUAGAAGACCCAGUCCACGCUGUGGUGUACAUCGUGUUCAUGCUCGGCUCAUGUGCGUUCUUCUCCAAAACGUGGAUCGAGGUCUCGGGCUCCUCCGCCAAAGACGUGGCCAAGCAGCUGAAGGAGCAGCAAAUGGUGAUGAGGGGCCACCGAGAGACCUCCAUGGUCCAUGAGCUCAACCGGUACAUCCCCACCGCCGCAGCCUUUGGCGGGCUGUGCAUUGGGGCCCUCUCCGUCCUGGCCGACUUCCUGGGCGCCAUCGGGUCUGGAACCGGAAUCCUGCUUGCCGUCACCAUCAUCUACCAGUACUUUGAGAUCUUCGUGAAGGAGCAGAGUGAGGUCGGCAGCAUGGGCGCCCUUCUGUUCUGAGCCCCAUCUCCCCGGAUCAGGGAGAAGGAAGGGAGCCACGAGACUCCCCAUAGGGAGCACUGCCGUGGCACCGCGACUCUGGUCUCUUGAUGGUUUUGAAUUUCCUAUUCUUGCAUUCCACUUUGUAAAGUGCUAGGAUUUUUCCAGUUUGAAAUUUUGCUUUUUAUUCUGGCCUUGGCAGGAGGAAUUGUAGAACGGAGGUUUUAUUGAGCUGACUGCCAGAGGUGGGGGUGGUGAGUGACCGUCCCCAAGCGUCCACGUCACUGUUGUUUUAACCUUCACACCUGCUCAGUGCCAUCGGCGGCUGCAGUGGUCUGAGCUGUGCCCCCGCCGUGGGGCCAUCCCGUCGGUUCGAAGCACAAAUCCUGUGGCGGCGUCUGCAUUGAGGCCGCAGGGCACGAGGCCAAGAGCAAAUUGCGCUUUCUGGCUGGCGGGCUCACUAGUGAGUCCUUUUCACAAUCAGGGGUAGGACUAUCUGGCUCAAAACUGUUUUUCCUGGAAAACACAAUUGUUUUCCCUUUUUAUAAGUAGUUUUUUAGGACUUCUUCCAAAAGAAAGGGAUGGAUUUUUCCAGAAGACGCCCACUGUUGAUUUUUCUGCAUGUGCCUGUUGACUGUUCGCAUUGACUGUUCUAGUCGGGCUUCGAGGCUGAGGAGUCGGCUUGGCUGCCCCGUGUCUGUCUGUAGUCGGCGUGUGUCCUCCAAGCAAGCGAGGCCAGGGCUCCCAGCCUCAUGGCCUUGUGCCUGACCAAGCCAGGUGGACGUUGUGUAGAGGACCCUUGAAGGGAUGUGUGUCUGUCCAGCCCUUCCGGCUGUCGCCAUGGGUCAGGCCUCGCGCUGGGCGGAGGGAAAGGUGCACAGAUGUGGAAAGGUGGCAGCUGGGCGCUCAGCACCGCCGCCUUCCGGGCUGAGAACUUCUGAUCAUGUUUUUUUAGCACUUUUUUUAAAUUGUGCCUGGGACCAAAUGCAUGUAGAGUAAGUAAGUGACCCAAUGCCACCCAUCUCCUGUCAGCUUCCAUCAGGAGCACCCAGCAAAGAGGAGGGCCUGGGCCCCAGGUCAAUGAUGAAAUCUGGAUCAGGGGGCUUAGGAUUUUUUUACUGUUUGGGGUGGGUUUGUUUUGUUUUGUUUUGUUUUUUAGUAAGUUGCUCCAGUGUUUGGUAUGAAAAGACUCCCAAUUACGUCUAAAAUGAAGUUCUGUUUGCAGUAACAGAGGACCUAGAUUUUAGGAAUUUUAAGGCCUUUAGGAAGGCUCCUCAGGGGCAGGCCGUGCUUGGCAGCAGGGACAGCAGAGUCAGGCACCGUGAACCUGAGGGGUUCUCGCUGGAAGAUGCCCCGGUCCUAGAAGGGGAGCACCCGGGGCCCUGUGGAAAGAGCUGUUGCACCAGCAGGAGGCCCACAGCGGCCUCUGAAGCCCAGAGCCACGGUCACGGUGCGGCCACUCGGGUGGCAGGGCAGUCCCGAGUCGGAGCUCCCAGGAGACCUCACUGGCGAUGCGAACCAGGACACACACUGACCAAGGGACAAAACGCAACUUGCCUGAAGCCACCCGGCAAGCCAGUGGCAGAACCAGGACGGGCCUGGCAGGCCUGUUGCCCCCCCCAGUCCAGGGCAUACCACCGCAUCACACGUGGCCUUGUCAGACCCAGUCCUGAGCAGAGACUUGACGCCUCCCUGCCUGUCGCAACACACGGUCUGCGCGACCCGCCCCCCUCCCCGGGGCAGCGCCGUGGGCACCAGCCUGGGGAGGGGGGACUCUCGUGGCUCGUGCUCUGUGGUCCGUGAUCACAGUGGGUAGGGGCCAACCCCAGCCUCCAGGGGACUGUCACUGUGGACGCCGCAAUGGCAUAACUGAGUUAAGGUGAAUAAGUGACAAAUAAAAGCCAACUUUUUACAA
This is a messenger RNA of Suricata suricatta (meerkat), 3478 nucleotides long. RefSeq names its product SEC61 translocon alpha 1 subunit (gene SEC61A1). Gene Ontology annotation, molecular function: transmembrane protein transporter activity; ribosome binding; signal sequence receptor activity. Gene Ontology annotation, biological process: post-translational protein targeting to membrane, translocation; SRP-dependent cotranslational protein targeting to membrane, translocation. The transcript has 12 exons. Lineage: Eukaryota; Metazoa; Chordata; Mammalia; Carnivora; Herpestidae. The record is from RefSeq and is a predicted model, not a curated record. The coding region runs from base 154 to 1584 and encodes 476 amino acids. Gene Ontology annotation, cellular component: Sec61 translocon complex; membrane.